This is a messenger RNA of Symphalangus syndactylus (siamang), 1221 nucleotides long. RefSeq names its product SEC14-like protein 4. Lineage: Eukaryota; Metazoa; Chordata; Mammalia; Primates; Hylobatidae. The record is from RefSeq and is a predicted model, not a curated record. Gene Ontology annotation, cellular component: cytoplasm.
AUGAGCGGCCGAGUCGGGGACCUGAGCCCCCAGCAACAGGAGGCGCUGGCCAGGUUCCGGGAGAACCUCCAGGACCUGCUGCCCAUACUGCCCAAUGCUGAUAACUACUUCUUCCUGCGCUGGCUGCGAGCUCGAAACUUUGACCUGCAGAAAUCCGAGGACAUGCUCCGGAGGCACAUGGAGUUCCGGAAGCAACAAGACCUGGACAACAUUGUCACGUGGCAGCCCCCUGAGGUCAUCCAGCUGUACGACUCGGGUGGUCUUUGUGGCUAUGACUACGAAGCCUGCCCUGUGUACUUCAACAUCAUUGGGUCUCUCGACCCCAAGGGUCUCCUGCUGUCGGCCUCCAAGCAGGAUAUGAUCCGGAAGCGCAUCAAGGUCUGCGAGCUGCUUUUGCGUGAGUGUGAGCUGCAGACUCAGAAGCUGGGCAGGAAGAUCGAGAUGGCGCUGAUGGUGUUUGACAUGGAGGGGCUGAGCCUGAAACACCUAUGGAAGCCAGCUGUGGAGGUCUACCAGCAGUUUUUUAGCAUCCUGGAAGCAAAUUAUCCUGAGACUUUGAAGAAUUUAAUUGUUAUUCGAGCCCCAAAACUGUUCCCCAUGGCCUUCAACUUGGUCAAGUCAUUCAUGAGUGAGGAGACACACAGGAAGAUUGUGAUUCUGGGAGACAACUAGAAGCAGGAGCUGACAAAAUUUAUCAGCCCUGACCAGCUGCCCAUGGAGUUUGGGGGGACCAUGACUGACCCCGAUGGCAACCCCAAGUGCCUGACCAAGAUCAACUACGGGGGUGAGGUGCCCAAGAGCUACUACCUGUGCAAGCAGGUGAGGCUGCAGGAUGAGCACACGGGAUCCGUGGGCCACGGCUCCUCCCUGCAGGUGGAGAACAAGAUCCUGUUCCCAGGCUGUGUGCUCAGGUGGCAGUUUGCAUCGGAUGGCAGGGACAUCGGCUUUGGGGUCUUCCUGAAGACCAAGAUGGGGGAGCGGCAGAGUGCUAGGGAGAUGACGGAGGUGCUGCCCAGCCAGCGCUACAAUGCCCACAUGGUGCCUGAGGAUGGGAGCCUCACCCGCCUCCAGGCUGGCGUCUAUGUCCUGCGCUUUGACAACACCUACAGCCGGAUGCAUGCCAAGAAGCUCAGCUACACUGUGGAGGUGCUGCUUCCUGACAAGGCCUCCGAGGAGACGCUGCAGAGUCUCAAGGUGAUGAGACCCUCCCCAACACAGUGA